UUCAUUCACUUGCAAAUCAGUGUGUGCCCACCAGAGCCAGCUCUCCCCAGCCGGUAACCUUCCCAUCCCGAGAGCUGCAGUUGCAGCCGCAGCAGCGAGCCCGGCACCGGCGGCCACCGCAGCGGCGCGGCAGGAGCACGAGCAGCCCGGGCGGGUCGCAGGGGCUCCGGGGCGCAGCCGGGCGCGCGGAGAUAUCCUCUGAGACCCCAGCAGAGAGCAUUGAGGAAGAAAUGAGGCUGGACACGGUGCAGUGAAAAAGGGAGAGGACACUCACUACCCAGAGCCUGGACUGUGUCAUCAGAAUGAGAACUUACCGGUACUUCUUGCUACUCUUUUGGGUUGGCCAACCCUAUCCAACUUUCUCAAGUCCAUUAUCUAAGAGGACUAGUGGUCUCCCAGCAAAGAAAAGGGCCCUGGAGCUCUCUGGAAACAGCAAAAAUGAGCUGAAUCGUUCAAAAAGGAGUUGGAUGUGGAAUCAGUUCUUUCUCCUGGAGGAAUACACAGGAUCCGAUUAUCAGUAUGUGGGCAAGUUACAUUCAGACCAGGAUAGAGGAGAUGGAUCACUUAAAUAUAUCCUUUCAGGAGAUGGAGCAGGAGAUCUCUUCAUUAUCAAUGAAAACACAGGGGACAUACAGGCCACCAAGAGGCUGGACAGGGAAGAAAAGCCCGUUUAUAUCCUUCGAGCUCAAGCUAUAAACAGAAGGACAGGGAGACCCGUGGAGCCUGAGUCGGAAUUCAUCAUCAAGAUUCAUGACAUCAACGACAAUGAGCCAAUAUUCACGAAGGAGGUUUACACAGCCACGGUUCCCGAAAUGUCUGAAGUGGGCACAUUUGUUGUCCAAGUCACUGCCACUGAUGCCGACGAUCCCACAUAUGGGAACAGCGCUAAAGUCGUCUACAGCAUCCUACAGGGGCAGCCCUACUUUUCAGUUGAAUCAGAAACAGGAAUCAUCAAGACAGCUUUACUCAAUAUGGAUCGAGAAAACAGGGAGCAGUACCAAGUGGUGAUUCAAGCCAAAGACAUGGGCGGCCAGAUGGGGGGAUUAUCUGGGACCACCACGGUGAACAUCACGCUGACUGACGUCAACGACAAUCCACCUCGCUUCCCCCAGAGUACCUACCAAUUCAAAACCCCUGAAUCUUCUCCACCGGGCACACCCAUUGGCAGGAUCAAAGCCAGCGAUGCAGAUGUGGGGGAAAAUGCUGAAAUUGAGUAUAGCAUCACCGAGGGAGAGGGGCUGGACAUGUUUGAUGUCAUCACCGACCAGGAAACCCAGGAAGGAAUUAUAACUGUCAAAAAGCUCUUAGAUUUUGAAAAGAAGAAAGUAUACACCCUCAAAGUAGAAGCCUCCAAUCCUCACAUUGAACCCCGCUUUCUCUACCUGGGGCCAUUCAAAGAUUCUGCCACAGUGAGAAUCAUGGUGGAAGAUGUAGAUGAGCCCCCCAUCUUCAGCAAACUGGCCUACGUCCUACAAAUAAGAGAAGACGCUCAAAUAAACACAACCAUAGGCUCUGUCACAGCCCAAGAUCCAGACGCCGCCAGGAAUCCUGUCAAGUAUUCUGUCGAUCGACAUACAGAUAUGGACAGAAUAUUCAACAUUGAUUCUGGAAAUGGUUCCAUUUUUACAUCAAAACUUCUUGACCGAGAAACCUUGCUGUGGCACAACAUUACAGUGAUAGCAACAGAGAUCAACAAUCCAAAGCAAAGCAGCCGGGUACCCCUAUAUAUCAAAGUUCUAGAUGUCAAUGACAACGCCCCAGAAUUUGCUGAAUUCUAUGAAACGUUUGUCUGCGAAAAGGCCAAAGCAGAUCAGCUGAUUCAGACCCUACGAGCCGUUGACAAGGACGACCCCUAUAGCGGCCACCAAUUCUCAUUCUCUCUGGCCCCUGAAGCAGCUAGUGGUUCAAACUUUACCAUUCAAGACAACAAAGACAAUACAGCGGGAAUCUUAACUCGGAAAAAUGGCUAUAACAGGCACGAGAUGAGCACCUACCUCCUGCCGGUGGUCAUUUCGGACAACGACUACCCAGUCCAAAGCAGCACCGGGACGGUGACCGUCCGGGUAUGUGCGUGUGACCACCACGGGAACAUGCAGUCCUGCCACGCGGAGGCCCUGGUCCACCCCACCGGACUGAGCACAGGGGCCCUGGUCGCCAUCCUCCUGUGCAUCGUGACCCUCCUAGUGACAGUGGUGCUGUUUGCAGCUCUGAGGAGGCAGCGAAAAAAAGAGCCUUUGAUCAUUUCCAAAGAGGAUAUUAGAGACAACAUUGUCAGUUACAACGACGAGGGGGGCGGAGAGGAAGACACGCAGGCCUUUGACAUCGGCACCCUGCGGAACCCCGAAGCCAUAGAGGACAACAAAUUACGCAGGGACAUUGUGCCCGAAGCCCUUUUUCUACCCCGACGGACUCCUGCAGCUCGAGAUAACACUGAUGUCCGAGAUUUCAUCACCCAAAGGUUGAAGGAAAAUGACACGGACCCCACCGCUCCGCCCUACGACUCCUUGGCCACCUACGCCUAUGAGGGCGCCGGCUCGGUGGCCGAUUCCCUGAGCUCGCUGGAGUCGGUGACCACGGAUGGAGACCAAGACUAUGAUUACCUUAGUGACUGGGGCCCUCGCUUCAAAAAGCUGGCAGAUAUGUACGGAGGGGUGGACAGUGACAAGGACUCCUAAUAGGUUGCCUUUUUCAUUUUCCAGUAUGGCACUGAAAUAUGUGAAGUGGCUAUUUCCUUCUAUUUAUCACACCUCCGUGAAGGGUUCUCUGUUCUGCCCGUUCCAAAAGUCAAUGGCUGCAGCCCUUGUGGAUCCAAUGUUAGAGACCUUUUUUCUAGUACACUUUUAUGAGCUCCCAAGAGGCAAAUGUUUAUUUUUUAGUGCAUCCAGGUAAUGAUGUCAGUCUAACAGCCACCUGUGCUGAGGAGGGCCGGGAGUCACACUUCCUCUGGUUGUCUUAGGACAAGUUUGGAAACAGCUCAGUUGCCCCAGCCUUGUCUUUUUACUACACCCCAUUGAUGCAGGUCAACUACUGCCCUGUCUGUCCAUUUCACAUGCCAAUGGCAGGAGGGGCUGUGGCUAAUGAUAAAAAUAGCAUUUUAGUAAAAGAGAUGAGGGAGGAGCAACUGUGAAGCUGCUCCUGCCAUAUCCGCUCACAAGGAGAUAAUGAACUAUAUAUGGGUGUGUAUUUCUGCCUGGAAGAAUUUAAAAUGACAUUUGCCCAUCCUGUUUGUUCUUCAAGAACUUUUUCUUGCACCAACUCCUCAGAACAUCAAAUCAACCAAUGGUCCUUUUUAGGAACAGAAGUAAAUUAAAUGGAAAGAUUCAAAAACAACAACCAAAACAAAAAGAUUAAUAAGACCUCAUUCCUUGCCACUAAUUCAUAGUUUGUUAUAUAAUAGACAUGUGAAGGCUUGUACCAUAUAAAGGGGAAGAGAAAAUAGUUAAUAAUAUUGACAAAGGAUAUAUUUAGCAUAUGUUAAAGGUUGGGCCACCAAUGUAAAUGUGGAUCACUUGAAAUUUCAACCAUCUGUAGACUAAUUACAAAUAAGUCUAACUGCUUAAAAGUUCUUGAAGCAACUUUUCUGAGACAAAUUUUAACUCCUCGUCUGUGGUUGUUGUCAGUAUUAUUCUAAUAUACUUGAAAGUAGCAAUAUAAAGUACAACAAUUCAUAUUCUUCAGAUACUUCCUACACAAUUAAGUUGCUAGUAAAAGUAGAUUAAAUAAAACUCAAAUCCUGUUCUCAAAACUUAAUAGGGAGGUUGAGAGUCAGCCACUUGAAUCUGAUACCCUGUCCUUCACAUCCAAAAACAUCUACCUAUUUAUAUAAUGUGGUCGACAUGGAUGACCACUGAGAUCACGGUGAAAACCUAUAUAUUACAUGUUUGGAAGAUGCUUACAUGGAAAAACUUGGAUUCUCUUCAAUCAGAGUGUGUAAGAUUGUAAUUAAAAUGAUAGUUGACUUUCAAAGGCAUUAACAUUUUUCACUGUUUUUAAGUUUGUUUCCAUGGCAACCCUGCCAUCCUUAUCUUUGAACUAAUGAUAAAGUAAUGGUCUCAAAAGACGACAGAAAAGUAAUGUACGAUCCAUCCAAUUUAUUAUUUCUCUAAUUACAUAAUUAGUAUCAUAGUUAUUAUCCAGAGGACCCAACUGAACUGAACUAAUCCUUUUGGCAGGUUCAAAUCAUUUAUUUCCUAUGGCUAUUCUAAUGAUUUUUAUCAUUAGACUCUUAUAUUGUGCAGUCAUCAGAAAUUUCCAAAGUACUGUAAAAAAGAUCCUUGUUUUGAAAACUUAAAAAAAGCAGGCUCUGUGUAUAUAUAUAUAAUAUGUACUUAAGAAUAUGCUGACUUCAGUGAUUAGUCUUAGGGAUUUAUUUUCAAUUACUGUUCAUUUUCUACAGAUAAUCUUAGCAUCAUAUCCAUUUGGAGAUACUGUCCUAUCGGCACAUAUUUUUCUAUUUGGAAACAUAUUGUUGUUUAUUUAAGUAUUAGGUAGGUGUAUUACCCAAGAAGUAAAGACAGUACCUUUAAAAUAAGAGGAUGAUCUUUUGGUUACCCAAUUAGAGUGAAAAAUUUUUGCAAUCAUAUUAUUCCAUGUGUUUCCUGAAUGGUUUUCUAUUUUGUAAUGAACUUCCCUGUAUACUAACAAGUAUUUCAUGCUUGGACUAUUUCCUGCUUUUAGGGUUUUGUUUUGCUAGUUUUUGACACACAUACAUGUGCACACACAGAGGAAUGCAAACACAACAGCAGGAGAGGGUUUCACUGUAAUGAACUAGAUAGGUAUCAUAGUCACGAGUAAGUAUUGAGAAAAGAUAGCUUAGUGAAUAAGAACUAGUUCUUUAUAGCAAUAGAACAACACCUUAACCAUGAUUUACUGUAAAAUUUAAAAGCUCUCUCCUUAGGUUUCAUAUAAUAUAACAAAUUAAAUCAAGGAAGAUAGUUCUGUAAAAAGAAAGGUAUCAUCAGAAGUCUUCCUUUUGAACUUCGGGUAUUAAUUGCCAUGUCUGAGGGUUGACACUAACAACUUCCAAAGUUUAAGAGGAAGGUUUACUCUUGCCUCCUUGUAAAAGUGAAUAUUUGAGUGAAAUAUUCUGUAGUGGAAUAUUUGAGAUGUAAUUGGCAGGGUUUUUUUCCCCACCUGAAGAUGAUAUAGAUACAGCAUACUAAUAACAGGUUAUUGUAACUAAAUAUUGAAAUAACUGUUUAAUCUCUUGCCACAAAACCUGAUAAUGAAGUGAAUCUCUAAGAAAUUGGAUCCUUUGAUACUGGAGCUAAAUAUUCAUAAUAGGUCCUAUAUCAUGUUGAAGUAAUAUUUUUCUAUAAUUAAGACUCCUUAACAUGGCGGAAACAGUAAAAACUACAGCUCCACCAUUCUGCCCAGAUUUCACAUCUUCCCCACAAGCUCUCAGGUCAAGAACAUAAAUUAUUACUGACAAAAAAAAAAGAGUUUUCAUCUCAAUUUUCACAUUGUCUCUGUCCUGAUAUUAGUAUUAGUGACGAGAAAGGUGGACGGAGGUUGGGAAGAGGUAAAUUUUGGUAUUUGCAUCAGUCAAAGAAAUAGAAAUUCAUUAAAUACAAGCAGAUUGCCUUUGUGGGUUGCUUCAAGGACUUUGAGGCCUUUCUGACAUUUUAACCCUUUAUUUAAAGGGGAGAAUUUCUCUAAACUACUAAGUUGUUCCCUAGAAUAAGCUGAAAAUUUAAAAACAUUAAGCUAUUAUGCCUAAGUUUAAAACCCCUUCUUCCCUUCAUGGCCACUUUCUGCAGAAAGGCCUGGAAAAACAUGUUGCCAAAUAGAAAAACUAAAUCUAAUGGGGAAGAUGCUAAGAUGGGUUCAUAGAACUAGAAGAGAGGGGAGCUGGGCACAGGAAAUAUAUAUUUUUACAGAGCUUUCUUAACUUUAUGGUUUAGGUGCAUGAAGGGAGGUUUAGAUAUAAACUGACUCCAUUUUCAGAUGGAACAAAACCUGCUGAUUCAACUUUAAUUCAGUACAAAAAUUUGUGGCUUGGUGUUCAUCUUUAGCUCCCAAAAAGUUGUACAAAAAUUUCCUGAGUUGAAUUACUUAGAAGUACCCCAAUUUUACGGAUCCAAAUUAACUUCAGGAUGUUCCCAUUCCUUUCAUUCUUAGGAGCAUACAUUUUAGAUGUCCUAUUUGCUAAGCAAUACCUCGCAUCUAAUGCUUUCCCUUGAAAUGGGUAUUUCACUGAAGAUGAUAUAGAAACUAUGAUUGUGAGUUCCUUGAUUCUAUAUACUUGAGGACCAUAAAAUAUAUACCCAUAAAAGAAAAACAGAGUUGAUUCUGGGGCAAAAACUCAAUAAUUAAAUCAAGUACUGCUAUAUAAAUUCUCCCUGAGAACCAAACCACCAAAUCAGUUACUUUAUUCUAGUCACUAGUUCUAAAGUGGCGUAAUUACAUUGAAAGCACACUCUCAAACAUUAUUUUGAAAGAUGUCCUCUGAAAAAGAGCAUUUUAGAGUCAUUUCAUUUUUUGUUUUUAUCUAGAUGAAAUCUUUUUUUUUUUUUAAACUGUGAUAGGGGGUUGAAAAUCCAACCAGACCACUGUGUUUACAUGAACACCAAAGCCCAGGUUUCUUUAUCAGCUUAUAAGAGUGGAAAGAUUAAGAUCAACAUAUGGAUCUUCUGGAAGAUGAACUGUUUCCUAAGGUCUCACAAGCAGCUUUCUCCUAGAGAAUACAGCACUACGGUAUGGCCCCCUUAAAAGUUCAGUGACUAUUACAGUCACAGCUUUUUAAUCUCCACUUGACAUCUUUAUGGAAUAACUUUCUAAAGGGAUAACUCUACAAAAAAAUAUCAGGCCCCAGCCAUAGUGCAGAGUGAAACCCUCUUAGAAAGGAAAUACACUGGCUCACACUUGUUAAAAGUUAAUGAAGAAAUAGUUCAUUUUUAAAGCCAGAAGUUUAUGGUCUCUGCAUCGUCAAUUUAAUUUAAGCAUUGCUGAGACAAUCUUUAAUCUACUCCCCAUUUUGUAAUACUUAUUUAUGAUGCAUUUUCAUUUUUUAAUUUUGGGGGAACGUAAGCCCAACAGAGCCAGCCGAUGGAAGUGCAGAAAGGAGGUCAAAUGGAAACAAAGACUAUUACCCGCUGUAUUUCAGACAAGACCAAGGCACUUAGCUGGAGAGCCAGUGGGUUAUUAGAUUAAUUUCUAAAGAGCUUUUACAAGUUGCUUAAUUCCUUUUUAAAAAAAAAAAACCAUGGAUCACAAACUCAAAUUUCUUCUCAAAUGGGUUAUUUUCACAAAUGAGGCAUGGACCCAGCAUUGUGCUGAAAGCAUUCCACUAGAAUGAGAUCUGGGUCUUUCAUAUAAGACUACGCUAUUUAUGUAAAUAAAUCUAGAGGCACCUUUGGUAAGCUUUUAGUUUUCUCUGAUCUAUUAGUUUAGUGUUCAUUAAGGACUCCAAUAUACAGAAUUAGUAGGCAAUCGAGGGGAUGCUGCGUAGCAAAAGUAAAAGUGCUUGAAAGAAACAUAGGAACACUUCAAAACCACUGCACUGUUUUGGUUGUGAUCAUUUUCAUGGCUUUGAAAGUAAACUGCAUAAGAAUAGACUUUUAAUAAAUGCUACAUGUGUCUCCAGUAAUAUCAGGCUAAGGCAAUUUGGCAUUCUCCCACUGUGAUGCGUGAUUUUAAGCCUAGAAAAUAAAAGCUUUUUGGUAUUGAUUGUUUUUAAUUAAAAAUAUGCCCCAGUAUAAAUUGAUGCAACCCUUGAAGAUUUACUGGCUGGCGUGCUCAGUGCCAGUUUUUCUCAGUGUCUUUUUCCUGUAUCUUUGGCAACGAGAACCCCUGAUGGAAAAAAAUCACUGCUCACCUCUCCUCAACAUUUCAAGUUAGGGAGCUUUUCAUAACUUCACAGUUUACAUGCGAAAAGUUUUCUGUACUAGAAGAAUGAUGUUGAGAAGAUUACCUUUUAGCUCAGAGUGGCCGGGCCUUUUGUUGUAGUUAAAUGGCAAAUACACACUCCUUGAAAUGGCUUCUUUUAUUUUCCUUUGUUUUCUUAGACAUAUAAAUUUGAAAAAGAAUGCAAUUUAAAAAAGUGAUUUCUCACAAAGAGUAAAUAUGCCUUUUGCAAAUCAAUUUUUGUAACAAGUUAUUUAUAUGAUAUUACUUAAUAAACUGGUUUUUUUUCUAACUU
Molecule: messenger RNA, 8140 nt
Organism: Talpa occidentalis (Iberian mole)
Lineage: Eukaryota; Metazoa; Chordata; Mammalia; Eulipotyphla; Talpidae
Gene: CDH6
Product: cadherin 6
Exons: 12
Coding region: 303-2675 (790 amino acids)
Biological process (GO): cell morphogenesis; adherens junction organization; calcium-dependent cell-cell adhesion
Cellular component (GO): adherens junction; plasma membrane; catenin complex
Molecular function (GO): calcium ion binding; cadherin binding
Source: RefSeq, a predicted model, not a curated record